CCUCGCCGCCGCAAGCCUCGCGCGCGUUCCAGCCCCAGCCUCUCCGCCUUCCCCGGCGCCCUCCACUCCUGCCAUGGGGCUAACUUGCGGCUCCUAAGAGUUGCCGUCUCUGAGCAGCGCACUCUCCCGCCCAUUUCUCCGCGGGCGGGCGAUGUAAGCUUAGGGCGCCCGAGGGGCCAGCCUAGAGGUAACGGGAAGGGGAAAGGGACGGCUGAGUGGAGAGUAAGAGGCCAAACAAUGAGUUUCCACAAGGAGGACGGAGUGAGCAGCCUGUGCCAGAAGGCGCUGCACAUCGUCACCGAGCUGUGCUUCGCGGGCCAGGUGGAGUGGGAGAAGUGCUCGGGCAUCUUCCCCCGGGACAGGGGCAGCCAGGGCGGAAGCAGCACAGAUAUUUCAGUCAGCUUGUUAGCGGUGGUUGUCAGCUUCUGUGGCCUGGCCUUGUUGGUUGUUUCACUUUUUGUCUUCUGGAAGCUGUGCUGGCCUUGCUGGAAGAGCAAACCGGUGACUUCCAACAUCAGUACCCUUCCACAGAGCAUUUCAAGUGCUCCUACUGAAGUUUUUGAGACUGAAGAGAAAAAAGAAGUUAAAGAAAACGAAAAGCCAGCUCUAAAAGUUAUUGAACCUGCUAUAAAAAUCAGCCACACUUCCCCUGAUAUCCCAGCAGAAGUCCAAACUGCUUUAAAAGAACAUUUAAUUAAACAUGCACGUGUGCAAAGACAAACUACUGAGCCUACGUCUUCAUCCCGCCACAAUUCCUUCAGGAGACACCUACCAAGGCAAAUGCAGGUUUCCAGUGUUGAUUUUAGCAUGGGCACAGAACCCGUUUUACAAAGAGGAGAAACAACAACCAGCAUUGGGAGGAUAAAACCAGAGCUCUACAAACAGAAAUCAGUUGACUCUGAGGGCAACAGGCAAGAAGAUAUCAAAACUUGUGGGAAACUUAACUUCACCCUCCAGUAUGACUAUGAAAACGAACUUCUAGUUGUUAAAAUUAUCAAAGCCUUAGAUCUCCCUGCUAAAGACUUCACAGGCACUUCUGACCCUUAUGUGAAGAUGUAUCUUCUUCCAGAUAGGAAAAAGAAAUUUCAGACCCGUGUGCACAGAAAGACUUUAAAUCCUCUAUUUGAUGAAACGUUUCAAUUUCCCGUAGCAUAUGAUCAACUAAGCAACCGAAAACUACAUUUCAGUGUGUAUGAUUUUGACAGAUUUUCUAGACAUGACAUGAUUGGGGAAGUGAUUCUUGAUAAUUUGUUUGAAGUCUCUGAUCUCUCCAGGGAAGCCACAGUUUGGAAAGAUAUUCAUUGCGCUACUACGGAAAGUAUAGAUCUGGGUGAAAUCAUGUUCUCCCUUUGUUACUUGCCAACUGCUGGACGUAUGACAUUGACCGUCAUCAAGUGCAGAAAUCUGAAGGCUAUGGAUAUCACUGGCUCAUCAGAUCCUUAUGUCAAAGUGUCUCUGAUGUGCGAGGGUCGAAGACUAAAAAAGAGGAAAACAACUACAAAGAAAAAUACUCUAAACCCUGUAUACAAUGAGGCCAUUAUUUUUGAUAUCCCUCCAGAGAAUGUGGACCAGGUCAGCCUCUCCAUCGCGGUCAUGGAUUACGAUAGGGUAGGACACAAUGAAGUCAUAGGAGUGUGUAGAACAGGACUGGAUGCUGAAGGUCUUGGGCGAGACCACUGGAAUGAAAUGCUGGCCUAUCAUCGAAAACCAAUAACACACUGGCACCCCUUGCUGGAGUUACCUGGGCGAGCAACCAGUUUUGAUAGUCAAGGAUCAUGUCCGUCUCCCAAACCACCUUCCACACCGUAAUGCCUCCAGAAUAAAGACCAUUAUAAUAAGGAACAAGGACCCUGUGCUCAUCAGAUCAGAAAAAGAGUGGAAGGUUUGAUUUCCUCACUUAAAAUAUAUCUUGAUAAUGAACAAAUUUGACAUAUGAUUUUUCAUUUACUUUUUUUGGCUGUUCAUUAACUUUGGACAUCUUGAUAUAUUUUACUUGAGUACAAAUACUCCUUAUUUGCAUAAGGCAUUUUAUUCUUCACGUCAUAUGCCUAUUAGCACAAAGAAUGUUUUCAUAAGUUGCAAUUCUUUGCAUAAGUAAAGAAAUACAUUCUUUUAAAAGAAAUCUGUACUUACCUAAAUUAAAUAUAGUUUAUGCUGCUAUUGUAUCAAGUAGCACAUGUCAUGUAUGUAUGGUUUUGGAUUUUGUUACAACGGUGUUAAUCUCU
Molecule: messenger RNA, 2225 nt
Organism: Lontra canadensis (Northern American river otter)
Lineage: Eukaryota; Metazoa; Chordata; Mammalia; Carnivora; Mustelidae
Gene: SYT10
Product: synaptotagmin 10
Exons: 7
Coding region: 238-1809 (523 amino acids)
Biological process (GO): cellular response to calcium ion; regulation of calcium ion-dependent exocytosis; regulation of dopamine secretion
Cellular component (GO): membrane
Molecular function (GO): calcium-dependent phospholipid binding; clathrin binding; syntaxin binding
Source: RefSeq, a predicted model, not a curated record